AUGUUCAGUCGAGCGAUAGCCCGUCGGCAAGGUAUUCACGACCUCCUGGCCCUGGCCGCCCCCCUCCUCCUCCGACCAUGCACCGCCCGCUUCAUCUCCCAAGACACUCCCUCUGGCCUGACUGCCGAAGUCCUCGAGUCCCUGACGACAGCAGCCGCCCUCGACCAGGUCCCCAGCACCGCUGACGCCGCCAACACCCAGAACCAGCGCCGCGUGCCCUCGGCGACGAGCAGCGCCGUGCCCGAGUCGUGGAAGGAGUACCGCCGCGCCCAGAACCUCACCAAGACGAUCGGCUCCGAAGUCAAGUCGGCCUACAUCCCGUCCGAGCUGGUGACGAACCCGCCGCACCCGCGCGACAUUACGCUCGAGCUCCUCAUGGCCUCGCAGACGCACAUGGGCCACCACCGCUCGCGCUGGAACCCGGCCAACUCGCGCUACAUCUACGGCGUGCGCGACAACGUCCACGUCAUCAGCCUCGAGACGACGGCCUCGCACCUGCGCCGCGCCGCCCGCGUCGUCGAGGAGGUCGCCUUCCACGGCGGUCUCGUGCUCUUCGUCGGCACCCGCCCGGGCCAGAUGGACAUUGUCACCAAGGCGGCCGGCCGCGCCGGCGGCUGCCACCUCUACACCAAGUGGACGCCCGGCGCCAUUACGAACCGCGACUUUAUCCUGCGCGACCGCGAGGUCGUCUUCCUCGACGAGCACGACAAGCCCGUGCCUGGCUUUGACGGACACGUCAUGGAUCGGAGGCCCAUGGUGCCUGAUCUCGUCGUGUGCCUCAACCCGAUGGAGAACAAGACGUUGCUGAACGAGUGUGGCCUGGCGACGAUCCCGACGAUUGGCAUCAUCGACACGGAUGCGGAUCCUACGUGGGUCACGUACGCUAUCCCGGCCAACGACGACAGUCUUCGAUCGACCAGCCUCAUUGGUGGCAUUCUCGGACGCGCUGGGCAGGAGGGCCAGAAGCGGCGCAAGGAAGCCGCGGCCGCGGGCCAGGUGUCGUGGGACAACCCCGUCGAGGUGCAGCGGUACAUGACCAAGACGCGCGAGGCGUACAAGGCCGCCAAGGCUGUCUGGCAAGAAGACAUGAAGGCGAUGCAGGAGAGCAAGAAUGGAAACGCCGACAGGCUGCUGGCCCUGAAGCGGACACCAACAAGCGAGUCGUCGCGGGCCAGCGUCAUGGACCUGUAG
This is a messenger RNA of Verticillium nonalfalfae, 1191 nucleotides long. It is a transcript of the gene MRP4, whose product is annotated as 37S ribosomal protein, mitochondrial. The transcript has 3 exons. Gene Ontology annotation, molecular function: structural constituent of ribosome. Gene Ontology annotation, cellular component: ribosome; mitochondrial small ribosomal subunit. Bases 1 to 1191 code for a protein of 396 amino acids. The record is from RefSeq and is a predicted model, not a curated record. NCBI's taxonomy places the organism in Eukaryota, Fungi, Ascomycota, Sordariomycetes, Glomerellales, Plectosphaerellaceae. Gene Ontology annotation, biological process: translation.